GGUAGUUGUAGGAAGGAAAUACCGGAUAGAAGAAUAGUAAAACGGUACGGGAGAGUAGUUAAUGGCUUGGAGAGAAAGCUCAUCUCAUGGUGUAUAAGAAGAGGUCAAGCAGCUACCAAAGGGGGUAAGACACAACUCUAUUCACUUAAUCUCUCUGCUAAAUCCUCUUCCUAAAUCUAAUUUAGAGAAAAAGGUUCUCCCACGUUAUAUAUAAGAGGUCAAGCAGCUAGCAAGGCUGGCAUUGGAGGGGCCAUAUCCGUCACACCUCCAGUGUCUUGAGUAAGGGCUUUUUUGCAGGUGCUCUGGAUUGAAGUUGGAUUUCGAGAAGGCAGAAAGAUAGUGCCCCAAAUUAGUGUCAACACGCUUCUUUAUUUGUUUCUUUCUACGUACUUUACUCUGAUCCCUUGUUGGGUUCCGAUGUUUCAUACAUAUUUAACUAGGCUCAAAAUGAACAAAUUAAAUAUCAUAAUUCAUCCCCUACAAAGAGACCUAGGGGUGGAGAGAUUGGAGAUGGGAAGCUCUCCAGGACUAUUCACAGAGCCAUACCAAGCAGCCUUAGAAGGAGAUUGGGAAAGAAUGAAGAGGUUCUAUGAAGAAAACAGAGAAGCAGUGUCUCACCCUCUCACAGUCACUAAUGAUACCGCAUUUCAUAUAGCUGUUUACAGUGGAACUAAGAGCCCGCUUGAAGAAUUGAUUCAGAUUGUGCCAAACCCGCCAAUUGCUAAAGCCGAUGAUAAGAAAAACACACCUCUUCAUGAGGCUGGCGCUAUUGGAAAUAUUGAAACAGCUCAAGUGUUGAUGCGCUGCUCUCCAGAGCAGCUUGAGGCUAGAAAUGCUUUAGGAGAAACUCCAAUGUUUAGAGCUGCUGCAUUUGGUAUGACAGAAAUGGUCAAGUAUUUGGCUUUCGAAGUCCGAAGCCGCCAAUGCGAUAUGGAGAUCCAGCGCAUCAGAGAUGACGAGACCUCCAUUCUUCAUAGUGCCAUCCACGGCCAACACUUCGAGACAGCAUUGUGGUUAUUUAGAAAUGAUGAAGGACUAGGAGAUCUUAUGGAUAAUAAAGGCAUGACAUGUCUUCAGCUAUUGGCAUACAUGCCAUCGGUUUUCAAGAGUGGAUACCCCAUGGGCAAAUUUGCAUCAUUUAUCUAUUUUUGUCUUCAAAGCAAUGAACACGAUGAUGACAAAUGUGAAUGUGAUGAUUUGGAGAGUGGAUGGGGUAGAAAUCACCUCCGUCAAUCUUGCUCUUGCUUUUUAAGGAUCAAUAGAGGAUGGCCAAUGAUAGGCAACAUUCAAAAUGAGAAAAAGAAGCACGAAUCAUCUUGGAAACUUGCAAAGCUGCUCAUAAAGAAAGACGAAUCAUGGAAGAAAACCGAUAUAAAACCAGAUAAAAGAACCAUUUCUUUGGGAGUAACAAAAGAAAAUGGAUCGAAGAAAGCAGUUGUAUCGGGAAAGAAAGAAGAUAAAGAGGAAAAAGAUGAUAAUAAUAAUCCUCCACCAUUAAUUCCUACAAGUUCAACACCAUUGCUUAUAGCAACUAGCACAGGUAUAGUUGAGAUCGUCAAUAGGAUACUAGAAGAGUAUCCUCAGGCAGUAGAGCAUGUUAGUGACCAAGGACUCAGCAUUAUGCAUGUCGCGAUUAGGUACCGUCAAAGAGAUAUUUUUAAAUGUGUUAAGAAGAUGAAGAUUCCGAUGACAAGGCUGGUUCGUAGAAUUGACAACAAUGGCUAUACCUUAUUGCACCAUGUUUCUGAUAUGACCCAUCGUUCUGCUGGAACUUUGCCUAACCCUGCUCUUCAAUUGCAAGAUGAAUUGAAAUGGUUUGAGCGCGUACAGAAAUUAAUUCCAUCCCAUUACGCGAUGAACCACAGCAGAGGUGGUCAAACUGCCCAAGAGUUUUUUGAAAAGUCUCAUGCAGAGCUUCUCAAAGAGGCACAAAACUGGCUAAAGCGGACAUCAGAAUCCUGCUCAGUAAUCGCAGUGCUCAUCGCCACCGUAGCCUUCACGGCGGCGUAUACCGUUCCGGGAGGUUCCGAUCAGUCCACGGGCCUUCCGAUAUUGCGUCACGACCCUUUCUUUGUGGUUUUCACGGUCAUGGACGUUCUGUCCCUCGUCAGCUCUCUCACAUCGGUGGUGAUGUUCAUCUCCAUCCUCACCUCUUCCUUCAGGCUUCAAGAUUUCCGCAAGUCUCUCCCCCGAAAGCUUACGGUGGCCUUCACCUUCCUGUUCCUUGCAGUGGCGGUGACCAUGCUGGCUUUCUCGGCCACUGUAAUUCUGAUAGUUCAUAUGAAGAAGCGGUGGACCACCACUAUUGUCUAUGGCGUGGCUUUUGUUCCGGUGACCGUGUUUGCACUCUUGCAAUUCCCUCUCUACGUAGCGUUUAUGGGCACCGUGAAGUACUCUCUAAGCAUCAUCAAGAAGGCUCUUCCUUGGAAUUUUCUGAGGCCGUUGUUUUGCAAGAGUCAGUACUGAAGGUUUUUUUUUUUUUUUUUUUUUUUUUUUGGGUAAACAUGAAUCAGUAGUGAAGUCUGUUUAACAAUAUGUGUACAGAUAUAGCUAUAGCACUGAAGCUGAACUGCCUUUAUUAACAAACUGGUUGGUUUGAAUUUAGGUUAAAUUUUAAUUAUUCGAGUAGUAUUAAUUAUGUGUUAAUCACAUAGUUUCAAUUCAUUUAUUUUCUUUUU
Ziziphus jujuba (common jujube) is the source of this 2678-nucleotide messenger RNA. RefSeq lists its product as uncharacterized. The record is from RefSeq and is a predicted model, not a curated record. Bases 418 to 2466 code for a protein of 682 amino acids. Lineage: Eukaryota; Viridiplantae; Streptophyta; Magnoliopsida; Rosales; Rhamnaceae. Gene Ontology annotation, molecular function: protein binding. The transcript has 7 exons.